Heterostelium album PN500 is the source of this 3339-nucleotide messenger RNA. It is a transcript of the gene gefF, whose product is annotated as Ras guanine nucleotide exchange factor. Gene Ontology annotation, molecular function: protein binding; guanyl-nucleotide exchange factor activity. NCBI's taxonomy places the organism in Eukaryota, Evosea, Eumycetozoa, Acytosteliales, Acytosteliaceae. Gene Ontology annotation, biological process: small GTPase-mediated signal transduction. Bases 1 to 3339 code for a protein of 1112 amino acids. Gene Ontology annotation, cellular component: Golgi apparatus. The transcript has 7 exons. The record is from RefSeq and is a predicted model, not a curated record.
AUGUCAAACUUUCUAGGUAAAUCAACUACACCAGCAUCGUCGAAAUCAUCAUCUUCGUUGCUCUCAAAGGUACCGGCAGCACCAUCACCGAUCGUCAAGUUACCACCUCCACCAUCGUCACCGACCUUCAAUCUCUCGACAUCAAACACCUCCAAUUCCUCGGCAGCAGCAGCAGCAUCAUCACAUUCGCCAUCGUCAUCAUCAUCACCCGGUAGUCAUCAAGGAAAUGUAUCACCAUCACCAUCAUUCACAAACAACAACAACAACAAUAUAAAUAAUAACAACAAUGUUUCAUCAUCAUCUUCAACGUCAUCAAAUAAUUUACAAAACAAUAAUAAUAAUUCACCUGUUUUAAAUGGUAGUGGCGGAAAUCAUCCGAAUACAACAACAUCAACAUCAACAACUGGCAGUGGUAACAAUCGUCCAAAUCUAACAAAUUCAAAUAGCAAUAGCUUUAGUAGUAAUAUUGGAAAUAGCAAAGUCGACGAAAUGAAACGUAGUCAACUUACAUCGUCGGCUGGAUUCAAACCAACCUAUAGAUCGAGUACGACAUUGGCACAGCUGACAUCACAAUCGAUACCAUCCAACUCUGACAACUCACCACCAUCCUCUUUGUUUUCAUCGUCAUCGUCACCAACCAACGAUUCUCUUAUCUAUCACGACAACGAUCAACACUACGAUGCCAACACUAAAUUUGGAAAUUAUAUUGUAGAUUUAAAGGUUACUUCAUCAAAUGAACAAGCUAGAUCUGGACAUUCAUGUUCGUAUUACGACGAUACCAUGUUCAUCUAUGGUGGUUUAACAAGUGAUUCCACACCAACCAAUGAUUUUUAUUCUUUUAAUUUUUCAACUAAAUCAUGGUCUAGUUUAAAUAGUGGACCAACACCAAGAUCAUAUCAUACUUCUGUAAUAUACAAUAAUUCAAUGUAUGUUUUUGGUGGUGACGGUGGUAACUCUGGUCUAAAGAAUGAUUUUACAUAUACUCAAUUGUGGAGUGAGUUAUUCACGGAGGGUCAAAGACCGAGUGCUCGUUUCGGACACUCUGCUGUUGUCGAUGGCAACCAGAUGUUGGUGUUCGGUGGUGUCGCUGGCUCACAGCUCUCAAACGAUGUGUAUUCGUUGAAUCUCGAGACAAAGAGCUGGACGCUGGUGGUUCCUGCUUCGGCCGGACCGGUGCCGUCCGCUCGCUCUUUCCACACUGCCACUCUGCACAAGGGUGUAAUGUAUGUGAUUGGCGGUCAAGACUCCACUACCAAUGCACUGGACGACAUUCACUUCUUCACAAUAGCGACCAACACUUGGCGACCAUUGGUGAUUGCCGCCGAUCCAAACAGCGGCAACAGCAUCUCCUCGACAUUUACAUCGCGUUCUCACCACGCUGCUGCACUCCUACAGGAUUCGAUCAUUGUCACCGGUGGUAACACUGCGCGUGCCAUCCAACCGACACUCGACAUCUUUGAACUCGAUCUCUUCCAGAAGCGUUGGUUCCGUAUUCAAACAAACAAUCACGGACAACAUCGUUCCAGUCACAGUUUGAUAAUCAAAUCGAAUUCACUCUACAUCUGGGGUGGUUGUUCAGAUUCCACCUUGGAUUAUCUAUCUUUUGGUAAAGAUGAUUUCGAAGAUAUUAAUCAAGAGGAUGAUGUUGAAUUAAAUAGAAUACAAAAUAUACCAAAAGCAUUGUGGGAAUCUACGUUGAUGAAGAAACAUCCAGAGAUUUUAGAGUAUAGGGAGAGAACACAGUUGUUGACUGGUGUAAAGUCAUAUGGUAGAACGUUGGCACAGCCAUCGUUCACUGAGAACAAGAAUGCUAUAUCCCAUCAGUUUGUGUUGCAGCUGAUUAUGGAGUAUCUCGAACGACACACUGCCUAUCACAAAUCGAUCAAGGCAAUCGAGGAGGAAGCAAGAGUUCUACACGCUCCAACCGACACUUCCGAGGCGCGUCUUGUCACUUUGUUGCGUCUGGUCAAACCACGUUUAAAGGCCAAGAACGUGCUGGAUCCAGAGUUGUCGAUCUACAAGACAACCGAGCAGUUUGACGAGGAGGUCCAGGUUGUCGACAAUCUCUACCGUCGUAUCGAGACGGAGGAGGACGUCAACAUCUGGGACGACGUCGACCCGAGAAACAUCAGAAAGAACGAAGCGGGUAGUUCGUUCUCGAUCAAAGCCGGUACUCUCAACAAGCUGGUACAGCAUCUCUCGCUCGGUGAGAACAACGCAUUCGUAAAGUCGUUCCUCUAUACACAUCAAUCGUUCACCACCAGUGAGAAUCUCCUGAAAAAGCUGAUCCAGCGAUACAACGGUCCGGUGCAGACCAACGUCGACCAACCGCGUGUCAAGCAGGACGUCAUCGAGCAGAACCGAAAGAAAGUUGCCGACGUCAUCAAGUACUGGAUCGACAAGUGUCCAUGGGAUUUCAAGUCGGGUCCAUCCGCUGACAAAUUGGUUGCUUCACUCAACAACUUUAUCGACGGUCCGCUGACUCGCGAUGGCAACAGAGCGGUCGCCAACCUUAGAAGAGCACUCGUCCAGGUGAGAACCAACGAGACCGGUCAACAAGUCUACAGUACCAGUUCGAAUCCACCCGAACCAAAGGUUCCAAAGAACAUCUUUUCACCACAACUCACACUGGCACACAUCGACGAUUUGGAGAUUGCCAGACAAUUGACUCUGAUCGAAUAUAAAUUAUUCCGUAACAUACCUCCACCAGAAUUCUUGGUAAAAGUAACACCGUAUGGUGAUUUCCAAUAUUCGGCAGCUACUUCACCCAACUUGAUUGCCUAUCUCAAUAGAAGUUCCGAUGUUAGCAAGUGGGUUGCUCAUACGAUUCUCUCGUUGGAUCAGAAGAAGGCGCGUGUAAAGAUGAUCGAAAAGUACUUUAAGAUUAUGGAGUCGUUGCGAUCGCUCAACAACUUCCAAACAUUGUAUUCUAUCUAUCAGGGACUUCAACAUCCCUAUGUACAGACGGUGCCAGAUCUCUUCACCCUACGAUCGAAAGAGUUGCUCAUGGAGUACGAUUCGCUAUUCUCCAAGAACGACUCUUUCAAGACCUACAGAGAUACCCUCCAGAAAUCAGUGUCACCCUGCAUCCCACUCAUCUACGUCGUUCAAGAGGAUAUCAGUUUCAUCGAAACACAACAACCACCACUCAUGGGAUUACUCAUUAACUUUGUUAAAAGACAAAAUCUUUUCAAUAUCGUUUCAAAGGUUGAAGCAUACCAACAGACUUACUAUAAUUUACAACCAGUACAUCAAAUUUCAACAUUUGUCAACAAGUUACCAAAGGUAUCAGAGACAGAACUUUUAGAGCUAUCAAAGAAAAAGACAAACGACAUUUAA